AUGACAUCAGCCGGCCGAAAACGACCCCGUUCUGAUUCUGCGACCGAUGCAUGCUCGGAAUUAUCUGACGAACCUGAACCCCAUACUGACAAUACCGAACCCGCUGAGCAACCACUGACACGCGACGACGAAUUUUGGAUCGAGGAUGGAAAUAUUGUACUGGGAGUGGAGGAUAUUGCCUUUCGUGUUCACAAGUCUACACUCUCGCGCAACUCAGGCGUAUUUUGCGAUAUGCUUGCCGUCCCACAGCCCAAAGAUGCAGAAACGUGUGAGGGGGUGCCAAUUGUCCAUCUGUCUGACAGAGCAGAUGAUGUGCGAGAGGUUUUGCGAGCCCUAUACGAAUGUCACACAUAUCUCGGCACAGGCCGACUUCCCUUCUUGAAGGCUGCAGCUUUGAUUCGUCUCGGUCACAAAUACCAUAUGGAGAGGAUUCGCGAUGCUGCUCUAGACCGACUGAAGACAUGUUUUCCAGCGCAACUUUUACAGUGGGAAGCAAUCAUCGAGAACUCGGGCAGUAAUGAGAUGGAGUUCGACGCAGAUCCUACUUACGGAAUUGUCGUGGUGAAUUUGGCACGUCUCACCGACACGCCAUCCCUUUUGCCUAUUGGUCUCUAUCUGUGCUGUCUUUUGGACAUGGAUGACCUCGUGGACGGCUGUCACUAUGAGGACGGCUCGUUCGACCAAUUGGACUCGGAGGAUUUAAAACGUUGCGUCGCCGGAAAGUCCCACCUCAUGUACCUUCGAGGGUUGUCAAUCUACCGCGUCUUUCGCAAUAGCGUUAGCUCGAACUGCUUCAACAAACAGACAUGCUCAGCCACACUAGAAACAUUGCUACCAAAAGCUCGCAAAGCAUAUGCCGCAAUAAAUGGCACUGCUGUCUUGGAACCGGCAUCCAACGGCGCAAUCAUGACACUAUCUGCAGCCGACGUCUUGAUAUCGUUGAUGAUUCAUGUAAAUGGCACACCCGGGAGGAUUUGCAUCCACUGCCAUGAAAUGCUUGAACAAAGGGACAGGGGGCGGCGAAACGUAGUGUGGAAGGAACUUCCCAAACUGAUGCAACUCUGA
Fibroporia radiculosa is the source of this 1065-nucleotide messenger RNA. RefSeq lists its product as uncharacterized. Bases 1 to 1065 code for a protein of 354 amino acids. NCBI's taxonomy places the organism in Eukaryota, Fungi, Basidiomycota, Agaricomycetes, Polyporales, Fibroporiaceae. Gene Ontology annotation, molecular function: protein binding. The record is from RefSeq and is a predicted model, not a curated record. The transcript is spliced from 2 exons.